AAAUGUUAUUCGUCAACAAUUUGUAGUAAAUUUAACAUCGCAACUUGUUGCAAUAUUUACUGUACGCAUCGGAAAGAACAAUUUUGAUAUAUAUUAAAUAUUUAAAAUGGUUCACUAUUGUUUAUGUAAAAUUUAAUUCUUGUUUAUAAUGAAAACUGUAUAAUAAAUGUUUUAAAUAUAUUUUAUAAUACUUUGAUCAUAAUGUCGACGGAUUUAAUGAACAUCGAUGGCCAUAUAAAGAGAUUGCAAAAAGAAACCUUAACUCCAUAUAAAAUAGCAACUGUUAUUUUAAUUAAAGAAUAUUGCAAUGAAACGACAAAAGCAAUUGUGGAAAGGCGUGAUUUUUGUUUAGUUGCAUUGAAAUUGAUUCAAUCCCCUGAUAUGGAACUUAAUACACUUUUGAAUAUUUUAUAUUCCCCUGAAUAUAUUUUACAUCGGUUUGCACAUCACAUGGAAGUACAAUUGAACGUAUUAAGAGGGAAAGGAGUUGAAGGAUUAUUAGAUUUAUUUGAUAAUGUUGGACGACUCAUGAAACCAACACUGGAUCAUUCUCUUUCUUUACCUGCUCUAAAUAAAAAUUCUGUUCUUGGAUUAUAUAUAAGAAGAGUUAUAAUCUUUUUUGAAAAGUUACCAUUUGAUCAAGUUGUAGCUCUAUAUGAAGCUUUAAAAAAAUAUCUUGAUAAUAGAAUUAAUACUUUUGAUGGUUCUGAUGUAUCUGCAAGUUCUAAAACAAAAGAUUCAUAUUCAAAUGAAACUAAAACUUGGGGUGGAAGACAAGCUGAAUUACUUGUUGCACAACAAGCACAUGCAUUGCAGACAGAUGAACAUAAAGCAAUGUCUCCUGCAGAACUUCAAGUUCUUGUACGAGAACUUUUAAAUUGUAGUCCUUAUUAUGCUGAAGCUCAUUAUUUAAGUUACUUAAACUGUCUAAGAGUCAAUGAAUACUGUGGAGCUAUAGACAGUCUUUAUCACUGCUUUGAUAGAUUAGCACCUUUGGAAAAUCGUUCUGCACCUGAAGAGAGAUCACGUAUUUUUAGAUAUGCAGCUUUAAAUUUAGCAGUUUUACAUGCUCAAUUUAAUCAUAAAGAAGUAGCUCAAGCUGCUUUAAAAGAAGCUAUCAUGAUGGCCCAAGAAGCUGGAGAUAAUGUAUGUUUACAAUUAGCACAUGCUUGGAUGUAUCAUUUAACUACCAAACAAAAGUGAGUUUUUUUAAUAAAUUAUUAAUACUUAAUUACUAA
Molecule: messenger RNA, 1238 nt
Organism: Apis florea (little honeybee)
Lineage: Eukaryota; Metazoa; Arthropoda; Insecta; Hymenoptera; Apidae
Gene: ida
Product: anaphase promoting complex subunit 5 ida
Biological process (GO): protein K11-linked ubiquitination; positive regulation of mitotic metaphase/anaphase transition; anaphase-promoting complex-dependent catabolic process
Cellular component (GO): anaphase-promoting complex
Source: RefSeq, a predicted model, not a curated record